Adineta steineri is the source of this 969-nucleotide messenger RNA. The record is from the annotation of a GenBank genome assembly. NCBI's taxonomy places the organism in Eukaryota, Metazoa, Rotifera, Eurotatoria, Adinetida, Adinetidae.
AUGGUCCAACCGAUCUAUCCACAAACAGCUGUAAGAGUGAUAAAUGCAGACUGUCUACAUGUCUAUGCGGACCUAGCAGCGCAACGAUAUAGACCGGUGCUACUUAAUAUGGCCAAUGCUCAAACUCCCGGUGGUGGAUAUCGCCGUGGAGCUGAAGCCCAAGAAGAAAACAUCUUUCGACGUUCAAAUUACUUCCUUGGUCUAGACAGUGCACUCGACAGUGAACGACGUUGUGAAUACUUUCGCUACAGUGACCAGGGUGAACAGCAACGAGUCAGUCCCCAUUCCCUCUAUCCCAUGUCUACAUUCGGUGCACUGUACACACAAGACAUAACUGUCUUUCGAGAUAGUGAAGACGACGGAUAUGCCUUCUUAAACGAGCCUGUUCACAACGUUUGUACCAUAGCAAUGGCAGCGUAUCAAAACCCGCCCUUAAAACAAGGCAAUCAUCUUCCUUCCGAAUAUGCUGCGAAUACAAGAAAGAAGAUAGAAAACAUCUUUGCCAUUGCGCAACAUCGAGACCAUGACUGUCUCGUGUUAUCGGCAUUGGGCUGUGGGGCUUUUAAAAAUCCCCCGGAAGACAUCGCUAGACUCUUUAAAACAGUCAUUCUUCAGUACGCCGGAGUCUUCCAUUCGAUUAUUUUUGCUAUCAUUGGAGAACAAAACAGUUCGAACGACAAUUUCGCUUCUUUUCACAACUUACUUCACAACUACAAUAUAUCACCACCCGCUGUUCCCCAAGUUGGUAUGGCACUCGGUAGUCACCGUAUUCGAGAGAUCCGUUCGAACGGACAAAUGAUACUUGACAACUUCGUGAUUGCUCGAGAUCCUUGCAAGUACGGCGGAAUGUGCAACAAAACUAGUUAUCAAGAUCACAGUGCACGCUUUUCGCAUCCAAGUGUAUGUCCACAACAAACUCCUCAUUGUAUUACGGACAUGAUACAUUAUCGGGCAUUUGUCCAUAGAUAA